UGGCCAUCCUGGAUGAAACUGAUGGGAAUUUUUAAUGGGAGUUGAUGGAAGCACCACACUGGUGAAGGCUGUGUUACAGUAGUUUUAUUUACCAUUCUUCUCCUUCAUUUCUAGUGUUGUUUAUUAUUAUAGAUAAUGAAGCAUUUUAAUUAAAGAUUGGAAGAAGCAAAAAUGCUGUAACAGAUGGCUACUGUCAAAACCAGCAAUUAGCAGAGGGAACAUCUAGUUCUUCUAGCCUUUUCAUGACAUAUAGUACAGCUUACCCCAUGAUGUGAUGUCACAACGUACCAAAUUUCCCCCUCCCCUCCUUGCUGUCAUCAGUUAUUCAGAGCAGGGAUGGGGGAACCCAUCAUGUCCCAAAACAAGGCAACAGGGCCAACUCAAGACAUCUUGGCACCUGAGGUGAACCACAAGAUGUUGCCGCCUGCCACCAGGGAAGAAGGAUUGAGUGAAGAGCUACAUCAGGAGCAAGGGGGCAACAAAAUCAACUUUCCCGAAAGGUUGGAAUGGGAAUCAAAGGCCAUUGUGAGAGGGAAAGGGAGCCACUCUGAAUCAUGCUGGAUGCAGAGCCUAGGUAAAAGGUAAAGAUAAAGUGAGAAUUUCAGGGCAGAGAUCUGAAGCAGCAGAGUGCCUCACAGGAGGUGAAGAAUGACUGAGAACGCAGCAGCGCCUGCCACCCUCAAUGCCUCAGAGACAACUGGACCUACCACGCCUCGCAAGGGGCCUCCCAAGUUCAAGCAGCGGCAGACACGGCAGUUCAAGAGCAAGCCCCCCAAAAAAGGAGUAAAAGGUUUUGGAGAUGAUAUCCCAGGAAUGGAGGGCCUUGGAACAGAUAUUACAGUGAUUUGCCCUUGGGAAGCUUUCAGCCAUCUGGAGCUUCACGAGUUGGCACAGUUUGGAAUCAUCUAAUCUACCAGAAUCACUGCUUUUGACCGGAGCUCUGAAACAGUCUAUCACCUGUGAUACUUAUUUCCACUCCUUCUUCAAAAAUUCUGACAUUUAACAAAACAGAUGGCUUUGUGGGGUCAGUUUUGAGCAACGUUCUUCUUAGAUUUACUUUGCAAGGAAGGGUGUUAAAAAUAUAUCCAACUGGCUCAUCAGCUAAGAAGUUGGAAUGGUUCUAAAUGUUUUCGUGUAAAAUAUAUUGUGUUCUUUUUCUCCCUAAAAUUCUCUUUCUAUGUACCAUCUAGGAUUUAUCUGUAUAUAUACAUAAAACCCCCUUACCUAUAUGUUUUCAUCUCAUCUUGGAUAAGUUAUGAGUCUGUGUGCUUGCAUAUGCAAUCCUAGAAGUCUUUGAAGUUUCACUCAUUGUUCAGAUCUGCUCCCACGGCUCUCCUGCGCAUCCAUGAAAAUGACCACAAGCUUUGAAUUGCAUUCCCACAUAAUGAAUAUCCAAAACGAUGUGUAGGGAUGUUUCCAAACAUUCCAUAACCAUAAGCAGGAUACCCAGAGAGUUGCAAAAAUAAUUACCCAUUGUGCCAGGAAAAGACUUUGGAGCCUGCUAAGUUCCAUAGGCAGUAACACCACAGAAGCCAUAAAAAGCAAGGGCUUAAUAACACUGUAGACAUUUUCUUAAUUACAGGUUUAUCAAUGUAGCUGUUAGAUUCCUGUUGCUCUAAUAAAAGUUCCUGUUGCUCUAAUAAAAGUACAUUAAAUGCAUUGUAUUUAUAUCCUAUCACACUUUUUCAUUCCUCAUGAGUAAAGUCUUAGUGAAAUCAGUUGCAGAGAUUUCCUUUUCUUGCUCUGCCCAAGCUGAAAAGCACUCUCGUUUAUUAUUGUCACAUGGCUGAGGUAUGGCAAAGUCUCCCAAGCAGAGGUGGCUGGUGCCCAAUUGGACUCUUAGGGUAGAAGGCAAGGAAGCCCAUGAUAGGCAAGAACAAGAGCCAAUGACAGGCGAAGUCAACAAAUUCUAGUUUUGUCACCACCCUCCUCUGUGCUGAGUUCUACAAGGUCAAAACUGAGACUAUGGAGGAGGAAGCUUAUAGCCAGGAAUAACUCCUGGACUAGUCUUAAGUAAGAAAGCAGGAAGAUGGGAGGCUGCCUGAGAGCAGACUAAGGUUGAGGGGGCAAUGCCCUAUUUGCCCUAAUGGACCAGCCACCAUGGCUCCCAAGUGAAGCUUGAGCUUCUAAUAAAGCUCUCUCCAGCUCCAGAAAUUUCAUUUACACAUAGCUGUAUACCUCAUGGGUCAAUUUAGAUGGCAAGUUUUAGUUAGGAAAAGCAACAGCCUUCUUUGUAAUACCCAGUCCAGUUGUCUUUUGUGGUGUUUGACUGCAGGAUAAGAUGAAUUUUCAUUUGAAACCAAGGUUGUGUAUACACUCCCAUUUGCCCAUCAUCCAGGGUGCUCCCACCACUGCUUUAGGAAGUGGUGUCCAUAUGGUGUUGGCAACAAUCCAUAUCUAUCCUGAAUCUGUCUUGUUGCUGCUUACAAAAUUCUGCAUUUUGAUGCAUUUCCCCCCAAAACCAUCUUCAAUCCAAACUGAGAGAAAAAAAUUGACUUAGCUGUGUUUUAAGCUGGCAAUAUGUACACAGCCUGACUUAUCAUCGAGAUCUAGGCACCAAAUCACAUAACUUACCUCUAAAAGCUGCUUCAUAAAUUACGUGCAUACUAUCUGCAUGAGUGUACUUUAUUUUAGAGGAGAACUCUAUACACCCCAUGAUUUGCAAGCGCUGCUCAAUAAUCUGUUUUACCACAUGCAUACAGCAUAACAUAGAAGCUUGCAUAAUUCUCAAAAUAAAUGUCAAUGGUGUCUCCCUACCCUGCCUUACACCUAUGUAUACCCAAAUCAGGAAAACACCCUAUAUGAAGCCGCUAUGCUGUCACAACUUAAUGGAGAUCCUGAUAGACUCAUGUGACUAUAGGACAUACAUUUGUAGGUAGCAGAAUGAUUCAUUUUUGUAGCUUUCCACACCACUCCUGCCUUGCAGUCUUACAGCCCCAGGUGAUGGUGGCAAUGAAUAUUUACUAUCCUGUCUGCAUUCAUUCAGCCCGUUUGGAAUGGCUGUAGAAAACUCUAGGCUGAAGUUUUGCCCCCAUUUAAUCCAAGACAAGUUAAUAGUGAGGUUGGUGGAUUAAGUGAUUUAUACUGUUGAUAUUCAGAAUGGAGGAUGUUAUUUCAUAAACAUAAUUCAUCUGAGCCCCACUCACCAUCUCCUACUAUUGGGAAACUUAUUUUCCCCAUAUGCUGCUGCUGCUUUUGACGUGUACUGCUUAGAUUUGUGUAGUGUGAUCUCUAUGAGCCUGCAAAAGCAUCAGUUUGUGCGUAUAGUGUGAUGAACUCAGAACAACACACUCACUGGCCACAGUGGCAUGAUGAUAGUGUUGCACGCCAGCCCAAUUUCUGAGUGGUGCAAGAUUCCAGGGGUUCCAGGCACUUACCCAGGGUUUGUGUUUCCUUUUGGAAAUGAGGCACAGUGGAGAUUGUGGUGUCUUUAUGAUAUAUGGUUUAUAUUCAGAUCUCUACAGCCUGAGUCUACAAUGGAGGGAUUCACAGCAUCAACACCCCAAAAGGGUCUUGUUUCUCCCAUAGCUGCUGCCUUGGAGUCAAACAGAAAUCAAACUUCAUGAUCUCUGAC
Podarcis raffonei (Aeolian wall lizard) is the source of this 3574-nucleotide messenger RNA. RefSeq names its product phosphodiesterase 6H (gene PDE6H). Gene Ontology annotation, biological process: positive regulation of G protein-coupled receptor signaling pathway; positive regulation of epidermal growth factor receptor signaling pathway; visual perception. Gene Ontology annotation, molecular function: 3',5'-cyclic-nucleotide phosphodiesterase activity; cGMP binding. The record is from RefSeq and is a predicted model, not a curated record. NCBI's taxonomy places the organism in Eukaryota, Metazoa, Chordata, Lepidosauria, Squamata, Lacertidae. The coding region runs from base 649 to 909 and encodes 86 amino acids. Gene Ontology annotation, cellular component: photoreceptor outer segment membrane. The transcript has 5 exons.